Messenger RNA from Populus nigra (black poplar), 1293 nucleotides. Its product is annotated as probable protein phosphatase 2C 39. The coding region runs from base 203 to 1051 and encodes 282 amino acids. Gene Ontology annotation, biological process: protein dephosphorylation. Lineage: Eukaryota; Viridiplantae; Streptophyta; Magnoliopsida; Malpighiales; Salicaceae. Gene Ontology annotation, cellular component: nucleus; cytosol. Gene Ontology annotation, molecular function: protein serine/threonine phosphatase activity. The record is from RefSeq and is a predicted model, not a curated record. The transcript has 5 exons.
AACUGGGAAGCAAGUGUGUUGUCAACAGCUGCUGGAUCCUCAUGGACACUUGUCUUUCUCAUGUUCUUUGCUUUCUUGUUUUUUCUUCUCUCUUUUAUUGGCCACUGUGAUUUUCUUUCUUGGUUUUAUAAACGACAAUUAUCCAUCCAAUUCCCAUAUAUAUAUUCUCACAUCACAUCACAACAGUCAUUAGUAGCUAACCAUGACUGGCAGAGAAAUCCUACACAAGAUGAAGGAAAAAGUUGGAUUAAGUUCAUCUGCAGAUUCUGGAAAGGGCAAGAGUAAGAUGUCCAGGAACAUAACACACGGCUUUCACUUGGUAAAGGCGAAAUCACAUCAUGACAUGGAAGAUUAUGUUGUUGCUCAAUUUAAGGAAGUCGAUGACAAUGAGCUUGGUUUAUUUGCUAUAUUUGAUGGUCAUCUGAGCCAUUUUAUCCCUGAUUAUUUGCGGUCUCAUUUGUUUGACACUAUCUUAAAGGAGCCAAACUUCUGGACAGAGCCAGAGAAUGCUAUGAGGAGAGCAUAUCGUAUAACCGAUACUAAAAUUUUGGAGAAAGCAGGUGAUUUGGGUAGAGGAGGUUCAACGGCUGUCACAGCAAUACUGAUUAAUUGUCAGAAGCUGGUAGUAGCAAAUGUUGGUGAUUCUCGAGUUGUUAUGUGCAAGAAUGGUGUGGCCAAACAACUAUCAGUUGAUCACGAGCCAAGUACUGAAAGGGAGGAUAUUGAGAACAGAGGUGGCUUUGUAUCAACCUUUCCAGGGGAUGUCCCACGUGUUGAUGGACAGUUGGCAGUGGCAAGGGCAUUUGGUGACAAGAACUUGAAGGAACAUCUGAGUUCAGAACCAGAUGUUGCAAUGGAGAUGAUCGAUGAUGAUACAGAUUGUAUUAUCUUGGCGAGCGAUGGGUUGUGGAAGGUGAUGUCCAACCAAGAAGCUGUGGAUACUAUCAAGAACAUAAAGGAUGCUCGGUCCGCAGCAAAACGGCUUACUGAAGAAGCACUUAAUAGGAGGAGUUCAGAUGACAUUUCCUGCGUAGUUGUAAAAUUUCAGUGACCCUAUCCUUGUGAGAGGGGUAUAAUUACCCCUGGUGCAUUAAUGAACUUGAUGCACGCUUUCUGCCCACUUCAGUUGCUGGUUGUCAUAUUUUCUUUUGCAAGAAGAAUGAAGCAGACCUUCUUGGUGGCCCUGUGCCUGUAACAAUGAUUUCCUGCGAAAGGAUGGGUUGACCCAAUUAACUAGUGUAUCCAGUGGUACCUUGCUACCAAUAUAAAACAUAAUAACAAUCCAUUCCAAUA